This is a messenger RNA of Amblyraja radiata (thorny skate), 1587 nucleotides long. RefSeq lists its product as uncharacterized. The record is from RefSeq and is a predicted model, not a curated record. Bases 147 to 1037 code for a protein of 296 amino acids. The transcript has 9 exons. Lineage: Eukaryota; Metazoa; Chordata; Chondrichthyes; Rajiformes; Rajidae.
AGGAGCCGCCUCACACACACAACACGACACAACACACAGUGUCCACACACACCACAACACACCACAACACACGCCUUGGCCAGCGGUACCUGCACUGGAGGGAAUAGGCGCACACACACACCGAGCUCCUUGCAAGAAACAAACAAAUGUCUUCCUCUAGUCAGUUUAGUGACUGUGAUUGGUUUUACCAUGUUCCUCAGAAACCAAACAAAAGUGAAAAGAGCCAAGUGCAGCUUCCACCCACUUCCCAGAUCCCAGGUUUGAAUGAACUUGUGGAGCCUCACAAGGAGGCCAGUGUUGAUGGUCGCAAACUGUGGAUUAGGGAAACCGAUUCGGACUAUGUAAAGUUGGCCAAACAAGGAGGCAGGCCAGAUUUGCUGAGGCACUAUUCUCCUCCUCCAAGGAAGUCAUCUCCAGUCUCCUUCUUACAACCAGAAUGGUUCACGCAUGCAGCACCACCUGCCAAGAACAAAGAGGUCACUAAAUGGUAUUUGCCCGAGUACAUGGUUCAUGAGGAGUUUAUUCCAAGCCCUUCUAAUAACAAAUCUAAAAAAAUAUUUCAUGACUCUGACAAGACAACAUUGGAAAAGGAGUCAGAAGACAAUGAGAAGGAAAACGAAGAAAAAGUAAAGCUGAAGUUGCCAGAGAUAACCGACAAGAGGCAAAGAGGCAAAUUAUUUACGAGGAAAACUAUAGAGAGUGAAAAUAAAUUUCCAACUAUGUCUUUACCGGGAAAAAAUGAACCCAUAAAUUUCACCAAAUUAAUGACAAAUGGAUAUGCUGACGACUGGAUCCAGCAGCAAAAGGAGUGGAAGAAGAACAUGCCACCACAGAUUAAAGAACAUGCAGACCUUAUUCCUCACAACCAGUUCCAGGAGGAGUUUGGAAAAAAAGAGCUUCCUCGAAAUGCAAAACCAAGGGGAAGAAAAUCUUUUUCCACUAAAAUGGGCCAAAAGGUAUCCUUCAGAGACCCUGGAAAUGAUCCCAUGGCGAAAACGUCACUUAUUCUGAACAAAUUCAAAGACAUGCCAGCUUGAGCUGAGGACAGCAGAUCAGAUGUGAAAAUGUUCACAUCAUGAAGAAGUAUACCAUCACAGGACUAAAUAAAUGCUCUUAAUGAAAAAGGGACAGCUGCAAGAUCAUAGUGGCUAUUUAUCAGCUGGGCAUUGAAAUGUUAUAUUUUUGUAUAAUUAUAUGUAUCCCUUUCAAUUACACCAACUUUGUUUCAAUGACUUUACACUUAAAGGAGACAACAUCUUAUUGUUAAUUUAACUAUGUAUAAUUAGCCACUUUUCGACAAAGGAUUAAAGAUCGAUUCGAGUACUAAGUUUUAACAGCUAUUUACAUGAUACAGAGGAGCCACUUUCAUGAGAAUGGAAUGUUUUUCACACUAACUGAAUAGAAAUAUUUAAUGUCCUACUACAUGUCAAUGAAAAUUUAUUAAAGAACAGAAAUUCCUCACCUCCCAAAUCAGUGAAAAUUUGUAGGUAGCAUUCAUUUUAUAUUUAAAGGCAAUUAAAAAAUAGAUGUUCAUGAAGUGAUUCAUUGAUUUUUAUUGUUGUGUCAUUAAAAAAUGCAUUUGCUGUU